GGCUUUGCUGCAGCACGUCUCCUUCUCGAGGUCUCUCCUUGAGGACUGAGAGAGAAUUCACUUUUACGUACGUGAGCGCAAGGAGGACCCUCUUUGGAGUUUUCUCCUUUUCUUUUCUUGAUUUUGCUAGAAAACUGACGUCCCUGUAUAGAAGCCAGUCGAUUGCCCUAGUGUCAUCACCCUGCCUCCUCAGGUCACCACCCUCUCCAGCCUGCCUUGGGCUUGGGGAGUGAGGAGGAGGGCGAGGGACAUCUGCUGACCCUGAACAUCCGCCAUCCAUCCUACUAUCACCUAGAGCAAGUUCUGGCUGCAGAGGGAAAGGUUUGCCCCAUAGUUAAGGUGCUAAGUUAACCUGCACAGAUCCAGGUUUUGCUCUGUGUGAAGUCAGCUCUUGGAAUCCUGUGAUUACGUGACAAUCUCAGCUCUCACUUUAACAAAAGUAAGUUUCUUGCUCUCAGGGCUGAGUAGAAAAGGUUGAGUACGUGACCAGAGUGAAUCCUGCCUGCUCACAAACAAACAGUCCAGAAUAUAAUUUUUUAGAAGAAAAAUCCUCAUGUUUUCUUCAGCAGCCUCUUGAUUUUUGCUUAUAUGGUGCUGGCAAUAUUGCCUUGGCAGUGAACAGUUUGUUUUCAGGCCUGGCUUCUCCAGCAAAGGCUCUAAGGACCUAAAUGUAAAAAUGAGCAUUCUGAGUGAUUCCUUUACUUCACUCCCAAUCCAGGGGGGCUGUGCUCAUUUGCUGCUUGGGCCCACAGCCCGGCUCUAUGCACAUUCCGACACCUCGCCCUCUCUGUUUCCCUAUCUGUUAACUCUGCUGUUUUAGAUAAUUGAUGGCAUGAAAUUAGGGGGCUUUCCAUGGGGGAUGGGGAUUUAAGGCCUGAGUUCUCAGUGGCACAGCAUUGCCAACCCCAAACUUUGGAAAAUCAUGAGUCAGGACCCCCAGAAUGAUGUGAUGCCUUUUGUGACACUAAAAAAUAAAAAUACUAAUAAAUGUUGAGUUCUUUCUAUUUGCCUUCUGACUUCUCACACUUUAGGCUGACUCAGGUCAUAUUUUAAGUUUUUCUCUGCAACCAAGAAAACUAGAAACUUCCUUUGUUUAGGUCCCUAACUUCUGUUUGUUAGAAGCUGGGAAUGAGCAACAAGGGAUGGAUCACUCGAUGAUUCCCUGUUCUGUUCAUUCCCCCUGGGGCACCUGGCAUUGGCCACGGUCGGAAGACAGGACACUGGGCUAGAAGGACCAUUGGUCUGACCCAGUCUGGCCAUUCUUAUGUUCAUGAGAUUCAUUAUAAAAUCAUCAAUGUUGGCAACACUUUUGACACUGUGUCUCCUUUACACUGAGGCAGAGCUGCCUUAGCGUAUGUCACAAUCAGGCCUUUGAUACAUUGAUUCCAAUUUAACCACGUUUUUGGCCUGUGAAUUGAAUAUCCCUAGACUCAGAAGGAUUAGAUUUUAUCGGUAGAUGUCAGCAAAUGUUGAUUUCACUUUGUGCACACAAACCAAUGAAAAAAUAUUUCCAUUGAUAAGAACUGAGAUUUACAAAUAGCUACAGUAAGAAAAAUGCUGCUUGAGAACUUACUAGAGUUUAAUUUAAGGAGAUUUACUUUGCAUGUUUUGACAUGAGAUGUUGACAGUUUGUGUUUUAACAGUUACACCUUUUAACUUUUUGAAUCUCUGUGUCUACUGUCAUAAAAUAAUUGUCUGAAUAAAAUAUUGUCUGAACCCCACCCCCAAUUUCCCACAACUGUGAACAAUAAUAUUGAUAAAAACGGAAACUGUGAAAGUUUAAAUAGAUAAAUAUAUAAACAUUCUUACAAAUUAAUAUUAAUCUUAUCUGUCAAAAUUACGUAUUAAAUCAAAUGAAUUCUGCCAAGCCUAAAUAUCACUCCUUGGACAGGCAGUUCUGUCAGCUCAGCAGGACAAGGGGAAGCUGAUGUCCAUGUGAAGCCCCAGUGACUCCCCCCCACACACCAGCAGAGGGGGCUGAUUGCAGGAUCAGAGCCUUGUUGGGACAUUUCUCACCAAAGCCCCCAGGGCUGGAAUGUUACUGGUGAUCUGACUCCAGCUCAGCAAACAGCCUAACACCCAAUUGCUGCUGCUGCAGGCGGGGCGCAUUUCUGAGCUCGGGAAAGUGAGACUAACCCUGUGAGACUGUCCAGAGGGAGCCAUGGCCACAGACAACCCCGUGGAAAGUCUCCAGGAGGAAGCUACGUGCCCCAUCUGUCUGGAGUAUUUUAAGGACCCGGUGAUUAUAGACUGUGGGCACCAUUUCUGCCGAGCCUGCAUUGCCCAGUGCUGGGAGGGAUCGAAUACAGACGUCUCCUGCCCUCAGUGCAGAGAAACUGUGCAACAGGGAAACCUCAGGCCGAACAGGAAGCUGGCAAAUGUUGUAGAAAUGGUCAAACGGCUGAGUUUACAGGCAGCAAAGGGAGCAGGAGAGGAGAGGGUGUGUGGGGAACACCAGGAGACUCUGAAACUGUUCUGUGAAGAGGAUCAAACUUCUGUCUGUGUGGUUUGCCAUCUGUCCCGGGCUCACAGAGAGCACAGGGUGAUUCCCAUAAAGGAGGCUGCCCAGGAGUACAAGGAGAAACUCCAGGGAGCCCUGGGCCCUCUGACGAAGGAGCUGGAAGAGGCCCUGGCUCUGAUGUCUGCAGAGGAGAAGAAAACCACAGAGUGGCAGGGGAAAGUGAAGAAUAGGAGAGAGAUGAUUGCAGGUGAAUUUAACAAACUGCACACACUGCUGAGAGAGGAGGAGCAGCUGCUUCUGCAGAGCCUGGAGGAGGAGGAAAGGGAGACUCUGCAGAAACUACAGGAAAAUGUCACCAAACUCUCCCAGCAAAGCUCCUCUCUGCAGCAGCUGAUCACAGAGCUAGAGGAGAAAUGUCAGCAACCAGUUGUGGAGCUGCUAAAGGAUGUGAAAAGCACAUUGAGCAGGAGUGAGAAUGUGAAGCUCCAGGAACCAGAAGCUGUUUCUACUGACCUGAAGAACGUGUAUAAAAUUUCCCUUGACAUGGGGGAAGCGCUGAAGAGAUUUGGAGUGGACGUGACUCUGGAUCCAGACACGGCAAGUCCCGGCCUCGUCCUGUCUGAGGAUCGGAAAUGUGUGAGACUCGGAGACAAACGCCAGGAUCUGCCCAACAACCCUGAGAGAUUUGAUACGUACCCUGAAGUUCUGGGCGCUGAGGGGUUUGCGGGCGGGAGGCGUUACUGGGAGGUGGAGGUGGGAGACAAGCCAGGCUGGGAACUGGGGGUUUGUAGGGAAUCUGUGAGCAGGAAAGGGGAGAGCACAUUCUCACCUGGGAAUGGAUUCUGGGUCGUGUGGCUGGAGGAAGGGGAAUACAAGGCCGGCACCUCUCUCAGGACCCCUCUCCCCGUGAGCGUCAGGCCCAGCCGGGUGGGGAUUUUCCUGGACUAUGAGGCAGGCGAGGUCUCGUUUUACAAUGUGACUGACAGGUCCCAUCUCUUCACUUUCACUGACACCUUCUCCGGGAAGCUCCACCCUUAUUUCUGUCCUGGUCUCAACGCUGGGGGUACAAACGCGGCUCCCCUGAUAAUCUGCCCAGUCCCAGCUCAGGCCGGAGGGAAUCUCGGUCCCUGACAGUGACCCCGCGGCACAGACUGGCCCCUCCCAGCCCUGCUGCUCUUCCUGCCCCAGUGGUGGGGGCCAGUUACUGCAGCA
Messenger RNA from Mauremys reevesii (Reeves's turtle), 3673 nucleotides. RefSeq names its product E3 ubiquitin-protein ligase TRIM39-like. The record is from RefSeq and is a predicted model, not a curated record. Bases 2162 to 3592 code for a protein of 476 amino acids. Lineage: Eukaryota; Metazoa; Chordata; Testudines; Geoemydidae. Gene Ontology annotation, molecular function: zinc ion binding; protein binding. The transcript is spliced from 10 exons.